AUGUCAAACCUUAUAUCUGGAAGUGGUAAGCGAAGAGUUAAAAGAACGUAUGAAGUUACCAGUAAAGCUGGUAGCAUGUUAAAUGCCGAACCAUCUUUUCCGGUAAGUAGGACAGAAGAGGACGAGGAAGCUGAAGACGAGAGCUCUACACCUUCAGAGCCAAAACGAUCACGCUAUGACCCGAAUAAAAGUUUUAUAUCUACCAAACAAGGUUCGAUGAAUUAUGCGGCCCAAGGGAAAGAACUGGCUGAAUCAGAAGGGAAGGCUUUCAAGUAUGGUGGGCAGACUUCGUCAGAGGAUGAGGUUCCUUCGAAAGGAGAUAAGUUACAUCUUACUCAUAAUCAAGCCAAAGACGUAUCUGUCAAUGGUUGGAAAGAAGGAACAAAUGCAAGUGGCAAGGCAGAAGUUAUACAUAAACGAACGAAUGCUAAGGAGAGUUAUAAAAUAAACAGACAACAAAUGUGGGAGGAACAACAACUGCGGAAUGCUAUGGCCAAAAAAAACGAUCACCCUGAUAAUAUUGUAGUGGAGGGAUCUGACAAGUAUGAUUAUGUCUUCGAUUCAGAUGCAGUAAUUGAUUAUACCAAUGAUGACGAUGAUUUACUACCUGAAGAAAAACUGCAAUAUGAAACACGUUUAGCAGAGGCGCUAGAAACUGAAGAAACCCGUAUAUGUACCAUACAAGAGACAAGGAAACUGCUGCCCGUAUACCAAUAUAAAGAUGAGUUACUUAAGGAGAUUGAAAAACACCAAGUGCUGAUUAUAAUGGGUGAAACUGGUUCAGGUAAGACUACACAGUUGCCUCAAUAUCUUGUGGAUGAUGGCUACACCAAACAGGGAGAAUUCCAAAUCGCCGUAACACAACCACGUCGUGUAGCAGCCACUUCUGUUGCGGCAAGAGUGGCUGAUGAAAUGAAUGUUGUACUUGGUAAAGAAGUGGGUUAUCAGAUUCGUUUUGAAGAUAGGACAACUCCAAAUAAGACAAUUCUGAAGUAUAUGACAGAUGGUAUGCUAUUGAGAGAAUUUCUUGCAGAUUCCAAAUUAAGCAAAUAUUCUUGCAUUAUGAUUGAUGAAGCUCAUGAGCGUACCUUAGCUACAGAUAUCUUGAUAGGUUUGUUGAAAGAGAUUUUGCCGCAAAGGCCUGCUUUGAAGUUAUUGAUUUCAUCUGCAACAAUGAAUGCAAAGAAAUUCUCGGAAUUUUUCGAUCAUUGUCCCAUUUUCAAUGUUCCUGGGAGAAGAUAUCCUGUAGAUAUUCACUACACUUUACAACCGGAGGCAAAUUAUAUACAUGCCGCUAUAACAACCAUUUUUCAAAUCCACACAACGCAAGCCUUGCCGGGGGAUAUACUGGUGUUUCUUACGGGGCAGGAAGAGAUUGAAAAAACAAAGGUCAAGCUAGAGGAAAUCAUGUCUAAAUUAGGUUCUCGAACAAAACAAAUGCUUAUAACACCUAUAUAUGCGAAUCUGCCUCAAGAGCAACAAUCGAAAAUCUUCCAGCGGACCCCAGAAAACUGCAGGAAGGUUGUUUUGGCAACUAAUAUUGCAGAAACCUCGCUGACUAUUGAUGGUAUCAAAUACGUCAUUGAUCCUGGAUUUGUCAAGGAAAAUUCAUACGUACCUUCUACGGGGAUGACUCAACUUUUGACGGUACCAUGCUCGAAAGCUUCGGUUGAUCAACGUGCCGGUAGGGCCGGUCGUGUAGGGCCCGGCAAAUGCUUUAGGAUUUUUACCAAAUGGUCAUAUUUGCAUGAAUUAGAACUCAUGCCCAAGCCUGAGAUCACAAGAACAAAUCUUUCUAACACUGUGUUGCUAUUAUUAUCACUUGGUGUUACUGAUCUGAUAAAGUUUCCUUUAAUGGAUAAACCAAGCAUUCCAACAUUAAGGAAGUCUUUGGAGAAUUUAUACAUCUUAGGUGCUUUAAAUAGCAAAGGGGCCAUAACUUACCUAGGUAAAAUGAUGUGUGAGUUUCCCUGUGAACCUGAAUUUGCAAAAGUGCUUUAUACGGCCGCCACACAUGAACAAUGUCAAGGCGUAUUAGAAGAGUGUUUGACUAUUGUUUCGAUGUUACAUGAAACAUCUUCGUUAUUUAUUGGCCAAAAAAAGGAAGCUGCGGCAUGUGUAACAAGUGGAGUGGAAAGUGAUCACAUGUUGUAUUUGGAGAUUUUCAAUCAGUGGAGAAACUCCAAAUUUUCGAGGAGUUGGUGUCAAGACAACAAAAUUCAAUUCAAGACGAUGUCAAGGGUAAGGAACAUUAGAAACCAACUAUUUAGGUGUAGUGAAAAGGUUGGCUUAGUUGAAAGGAAUGAACAAGCUAGAAAGAAGUCAGGUAACACAGCGGCCUAUGUAAAUGGCAAAAUAACCCGAUGCUUCAUCAGUGGGUUUCCAAUGAAUGUUGUACAGUUGGGGGCCACUGGAUAUCGCACCAUGGGCAAAUCAUCCGGCGGGCUAAACGUCAAUGUUCAUCCUUCAAGCAUACUUUUUGCUAACUAUAAAGAGAAGUCACAGAGACCAUGCAAGUAUGUGCUUUAUCAACAACUGAUGUUGACAUCGAAGGAAUUUAUCAGGGACUGCCUGGUUGUUCCCAAGGAAGAAUUGUUAAUAGAGAUGGUUCCGCAAGUCUUUGAAGGCUUAAUCGGAGAUAAAACAAACAGAAGGAGAGAAUGA
Molecule: messenger RNA, 2664 nt
Organism: Saccharomyces kudriavzevii IFO 1802
Lineage: Eukaryota; Fungi; Ascomycota; Saccharomycetes; Saccharomycetales; Saccharomycetaceae
Gene: PRP2
Product: DEAH-box RNA-dependent ATPase PRP2
Exons: 1
Coding region: 1-2664 (887 amino acids)
Cellular component (GO): intracellular anatomical structure; catalytic step 2 spliceosome
Molecular function (GO): ATP binding; RNA binding
Source: RefSeq, a predicted model, not a curated record